AGGGCCUUUGAAAGUUUGAAGAUGAAGUAGGUGCUGUGCAGAAUGGAUGCCUGUUGCCGCUGGACAGGUAGUCGAGACUCUUUGGAGUGUAAGGGCCUGCUGGAAGUAGACGUAUGUGGGGAAGUUGGCUCGGAGUCUGAGGAAGAACAUGCUGAAGUGGAUAGGCUUGGGCUUCCUGCCUGCCUCUACGACGGCGGAGAAAUCUUAUGGACUUCCCACGCUGUCGGCCCUGCAAUCCCAUGGCUCUGGGCCUUGAAUCUCACUUUGAUGGCCCAUGCUGCAGUGUUCUUCUUGUUGGUGCUGCUACUCAGGUCAUGCACUUCUGGAAGUUCUUAUCCUGCAGCACCCAUAUGGAUCAUGAUCAUUGCGGUUUUGCCACUACCACUGCAGAUAGCUGCGGAGUAUAAAUCCAUUUGCACGGUUCUUCCCACUUUCACGAAUGACAUGAUGCAGUGGCAUCCGAGUGGUGCGAGAUUUACAGUCAUGUCGGUUCCAGUGCCUGUGAACUGUUGGAUCUUCUACUGCAUGAUCCUCUCAACAGUGUUCUUUGCAGACUUGCUUACUGAUAGCAAUUUUGCUGGCACGAUGAGCUUCUCAGGCGCUGAGAUGUGCUCCGACCGGACGGACGAAAUCUGGAAUUUCUGGUGGACGCACAGCCUGAUGGGGAUGACGGGUUUGCCGCCCAUUCGGCUCGAUCAUUUGGUCUUUGUUUGCUGGCUACUGACCUUUCUUCAGCAAGUGGUCCCAUGUGCCACGAUGCUUCGUGCCGACCACAUGACCUAUGCGCUGAAAGAUGAUGGCAAAUCAACGGCUAUCAUGACCGGACAACAGCUCUACAACGAUGAUGUGUUCUUUGAGCUCGGAACGGCUGCUGGUUUGAAGUCCAUCACUCAGAUUUCCACCAACUGUAGGUGGUGUCAUGUGAAGAGGCUUUCCAAGAGCCAGCCGUGGAGGGUCAUGGGUUACGCAAAACCUUUGGCCGAGCAGCUCAGCAAGAAGUUCUUCCUCUCAUACUUUCUGGAGCCUGCUGUCCAAAUCAAUCUGCAAGCUUACAUUCUUGCAAUCAACCGCCACCAGAUGGGCUACUUCGCAUUGGUGCCGGCACUCUCCCUGGGCUUGAGCAUGUUUACUACCGCCCUAAACCUGGCCGAGAUGCUGGCGUUCUUCCGCCUGUGGAAGGAGCUCCAAGACAUUGUUGAACAAGCCAAGGAGCAUCCGGAUAUGCCCGAAGAGGCAGCACCCAAGUUGGAAGCAGGUUUGACCCUCUGGUGCCAUCGAGCCGUCUUUGUUGGACUGAUUUUCAUCGUUGCGGCCGCGACAUUGUUCACGGCCGGUCUCACAGUCUUUGGCGCACACCACUGCCCUCAUGGACUUAUCACCGUUUUUGGCUGCUUACAUGCAGUAUCGGAUGUGUAACCAAUGUGUAGCACUCAGCUGUAAAGAUCAUGAGCUUCGUUAAUGCCAGAAAAAAACAAUGGCAUUGAUUCUCAC
Messenger RNA from Durusdinium trenchii, 1491 nucleotides. Lineage: Eukaryota; Dinophyceae; Suessiales; Symbiodiniaceae. The record is from the annotation of a GenBank genome assembly.